AUGGAUCGCUGUGUGAAUUGUGGCAUAGCGACUAGUCGCUGUAAUACACUAGGUGGGCGAUCCCUUGAUAAUGAAACGACACUGGCAGUGAUUCGUCAAUGGCGUGCACCACAUCCUGUAAACAGCAGUGACCAUGUUUGCCAAGCUUGCUGGGAUUUGGCUCAACAACCAUCUGUUGAUAAACAACGACAACUUGGCCACCAUAAUGUUUGUCUCCGUUGUGGUCGUUCUCUUGCAUCACGAGUCAGCCAUCUACUUAACACAGGUUCCGCUCGUGAAUUGAGAAUUUAUAAUGUUAUACAAGAGAGGAUUAUGCCUCGAAAUGUAGAAGAAGCAAGUCGCAUAUGCCACAAGUGUUGGGUGGCUGCAGACAGAGCUGCUAUCCAUAUGGUGACAGGCCCAUCAACUUCUUUCCAAGGAUGUUCCCUAGAAGAUGUGCAGCCACAGGUACAAGAUCUUCCUACUGAAACUUCAAAUGAAGAAUUUGGAAAUAAACAAACCGAACCUACCAUUGUAUUACCUGAUUAUAUGAGAGCUAUUGAAACAGAAAGAAGGUGCUUUAUUAAAGGAUGCCAGAAAUCAGAGAGGUACAGAGUUCCACUUUCUACAAGAAAAAUGUUGCUCAGUCAAUAUAAAUAUUAUAUACCUGAAAAUAAUCGUCUGUGUGACCGACAUUUAGUCAUUGAAGCUGGGGAUAUUCUAGACAGUUUGAGAACUAAUUAUGUACAGACUUUUACUGCUAAACAUAUACAGGACAUGAUGUCCUUAAAAUAA
Messenger RNA from Parnassius mnemosyne (clouded apollo), 774 nucleotides. Lineage: Eukaryota; Metazoa; Arthropoda; Insecta; Lepidoptera; Papilionidae. The record is from the annotation of a GenBank genome assembly.